GUUAAAUAGCAUUCGGAAGUAUUCGACAUGCUAGUUAGCUACAUAUUGUUUUAGCUAGUAGGUGCUCCGGUUGUGCUGUGUAGAUCCAAGAGUACCGAGUAAAAAAACCCAAACAAACAAUUUCACCACACAGCAUUACCGUUUACUAGCUAUUUUAUGCGGCACGAGAAUAUCAUUUAGCUAGGUAUCGAGUAAUCUAACAGCAUCUUUCUAGCUAGCUAGCGGUAGCAGCUAUUUAGCUAGGUUAGUUAGCUACAAGUAGCUUAUUAAUUUAUUAUCGUUACUUGGCUAACAAGCUGAAAUAGAAAAUGCAGGAAAUAAUUGCGAGUGUUGAUCACAUAAAGUUUGAUCUGGAAAUUGCUGUCGAACAGCAAUUAGGUGCUCAACCUUUGCCGUUUCCAGGAAUGGAUAAAUCAGGCGCUGCUGUGUGCGAGUUCUUUAUGAGGGCGGCUUGUAUGAAAGGCGGAAUGUGUCCUUUCCGGCACAUUAGUGGAGAAAAGACUGUUGUUUGUAAACACUGGCUUCGAGGGUUAUGCAAGAAAGGGGACCAGUGUGAAUUUUUACACGAAUAUGACAUGACGAAGAUGCCAGAAUGCUACUUCUACUCCAAAUUUGGUGAAUGCAGUAAUAAAGAAUGUCCCUUCUUGCAUAUUGAUCCUGAAUCUAAGAUCAAAGAUUGUCCAUGGUACGACAGGGGAUUCUGCAAGCAUGGUCCAGAUUGCCGACACAGACACACGAGAAGAGUCAUCUGUGUUAAUUAUCUAGUAGGCUUCUGUCCUGAGGGCAAAUCAUGCAAAUUUAUGCACCCACGUUUUGAGUUGCCUAUGGGUGCGACUGAACAGCCGCCACUGCCUCAGCAAGGCCAGAUUCAGCAGAAGCAAAAUAUACAGAACCAGAACAGAUCAUCAUUAUCACUGAUCCAGUUAACCAACACCAACUCCGGUAUCAAUGCCAAUCAUCAAAAAACACAUGUUCUUGGGGCAACACAGAAUCAGAACAUGGGUGGCCCCCGUGGCCCACGUCCAUUGGAUCAAGUUACAUGUUACAAGUGUGGUGAGAAGGGGCAUUAUGCAAACAAAUGCACAAAAGGACAUCUGGCUUUCUUAAGUGGACAGUAACACCUAUCUGCAGAAGGCAUUGCCAGUAAACUGCUGGAAUUUCCUCUUAAGAUAUAUGAGGACUGAUUAUAUUGGUGUUUUUUUGCUGGAAUGACUAUAGUGGAUAUUUUAGUUAAGAUACUCUGUCAACCACAUUUGCUAAGCAGUCCUUUUACAGGGCAAAUUUGUUUCCCUGACAGUAUCACUUAUCAGAUGAAGUAACAAGGCAUUUCAGAACUGAUAAAUAAAAAAUAUUCCUACUUCCA
Electrophorus electricus (electric eel) is the source of this 1363-nucleotide messenger RNA. It is a transcript of the gene cpsf4, whose product is annotated as cleavage and polyadenylation specific factor 4. Lineage: Eukaryota; Metazoa; Chordata; Actinopteri; Gymnotiformes; Gymnotidae. The record is from RefSeq and is a predicted model, not a curated record. Gene Ontology annotation, molecular function: zinc ion binding; RNA binding.